Molecule: messenger RNA, 4467 nt
Organism: Lachancea fermentati
Lineage: Eukaryota; Fungi; Ascomycota; Saccharomycetes; Saccharomycetales; Saccharomycetaceae
Source: the annotation of a GenBank genome assembly
AUGGCAUUUCUCAAGAAGAAAAUUGCUAACGCGAGUUAUUCUUCACACUCUAGGUCGGUUCCUGUGGCUUCUACGAAGGCGCCUGCUGCUUUCCCGGCGACUGUUAAAUCAAGUGGGAAAGCCCCAACGCUCCCUCCUAAGCUGCCUAUUAGCUCUAGUCCGGUAAUCCAAGGCGGAUCAGAUUCAAUACAGCAAAAUGAUAAUACGGCAGUAAGCCAGGAAGAUAUCAUUGUUGAUCAAAAUGAUAGCGGCUUUAGCUUCGAGGAAGGGGUAUCACUUCAAUAUGCCGGUAAUGGAGGUGAUUCGAGUGAAAAGAAUGACAGUCCCUCAACUUUACGAGCAUCAAAGAAAUCGUUAGUGUUAGAAGAUGAGCAAAUACCAGCAACUCUAAGCUCUCGCAAGUCGUCUGGUGGUAGUGUUGCUUCUUUAUCGAAAGAUAAGUUGAUAUAUUCCUGGGAUGUUACUGAUCCAGAAGAGUGGACAAUGAUACGUGUGAUAGCAUGGUUUCGGUUCAAUGAAUUCAGUGAUGCAUGGAUCAAUUAUUUCAAAAGGCAUCAGAUUUAUGGUGAUAAGUUUCUCAAAUUGAUGGCUCUCGAUAAUUUCGUCAAGUACCAAAAAUUCCUUCCCCAAACACACAACUCUUCAUAUAACAGAUUUCAAUACCUGUUGAAAAGGACUUUAGAGACUAAUGUUGGCAAUGGUCAUAUCAGAAAUAAGAGUGAUAAAUCGAGUGGUUCUCGAAGCUCAAGUGAUUCACUGAAAUUAAAGAAGAAAAGAUCACAGGACGGCGACCAUUCUAGAUCGACUUCGGAGUCAGUAUUGACUGAUAACAGGAAAAUUGGAUCUGAUAUACUCGAUGACAAGAGCGUUCCUCUAAGGUCGCAUCAAAAGGCGAACAGUGCGAGUUCGUUGUAUCGAAGAAGUUUUAUUUCCCUUCGGGGGUCAUCAGUCUCUAAUGCUUCAAAAAAUGAAAAGACUAAUAUAAACAUAAACAUACCACAACGGCCUUUAUCUACUAUUGAAAGUGCCACGCAAAUUUGCCCUACUAAUAGCAGAUCAUCGUCCUCGCCUCUUUCACCAAACUAUGCCGGAAUUUUUAGAAGACAGCACAAGAGCAGCUCAUCCGAAUCCUCGAUAUUCAAUACACUUUUUGGUUCUGGGAAUAGUAGCAAUCAAAACAAUGGCUUGACGGAUGCUAAUCCUGCUAGUGGUUCAUAUCGAAGCGCAUCACUUGAAAGUUUACCUAAAACCAAGCGAGAAGGCUCGUCAUCAUCUCCAUUGAAGCAAUCUCCGGUUGGCGCAGAAGAGAAACCCAAGAUUUGGGAAAAGUUAAAGAAAAAAGAAGCUGUUUUGGACAGCGUUAGUUCACUCCCGAGCAGAAGUACGACAGAAACUGAAGUUAAAGCUGAAGCGAGCCCCAUACCCAACGUCGAAGGCAACGCCCAAGAAGAAAAGCCAUCUGCGUUUAGUUGGAAAGAAUUUGUUCUCGAGAAGAAAUUCUAUCCUCUCAAAACAUCUGGUGCCGAUGAUAGAUUCAUUUUGAUAACCAAGGACAAUAGGUCUUUUAUUCCACUGAACAUUAAUAUGAUCAAUGGUAUUGAAGAGCUGAAAGAUUCGAUGGCAUUAACCUUAGGCAUAACUCAUAAGAAUUUUACUAUACACUUGACUGAUUUUGGCUGCGAUAUUGGUUGUGUGAUCCCUGACGAUCUUUUAGAAACGAUGCGAGAGAAUAUGUUCUAUAAUCUUCCAGGGAAAUUCUAUGUUAAAGACCAAAUGAAGAUUCAAUUAAGACCUAGAACAGGCACCAUCAGCAACGAUGUGUCGAACUCACUGCGUUCAGUUAAAAGCAAAGGGUCGGUUAAAUCAGCGGCAAGUAGCGUUAUUAAUUCAAACGACGAUACAUCAGUUGUGACUUCGUGCUCUGACGCAAACUCCUUUGAUGAUACUGCAAAUUUGGCAGGAAGGCUGGUUUAUCCUCAGACACCUAGUUACUACUAUGAUACGGAAAACACUAGCACAAACACAGACGUCGACUAUUGGAACUUCAAGGACACUCCUCUGGAAGAAUCGCAGCCCUUAAAGCUUCCGAAAAUUAGAUCAAGAUCUAAUUCGAAGUUGAAGCGUGUACCGGAAAGUACACCAUAUCCAAAUUCCGUAUCUACUAGCGGAAGCACAUUCAAAGUCAUCAGAAAGGGAAGUGAGAACGAAAUUGAUUUUGAUAAAAGGCGUGAGUCUCCUUAUGUUUCUUCUGAUUUUGCUCCACGAAGAGAAGCUCCGAAACCACCCACUGGCUCUCAAAUUUCACUAGAAAAUACGCCCUCUUUGCAAAAUCUCCCACAUACUAAUUCUCCACCUAAAUUACAAAGAAGGAGAACAGGAACUUUCUCUAAAAGAAAAGCAAGGCCCCCUCCUCCAGUUAGCAUCAUUCCCAAAGGCACGAGUCGAUCUUCGUCUUUCGGUUCCGGCAAGCAAGUCAAACACUCCUCUGCUAGUCCCGUUGAAUCUAUCGUUAAUUCUUACACGCCUGGAUCGACUCAGGUUUUAGUUCCUCAACCAUAUAAGGGAGCUACAGACCCGGGAAAAAUUUCCAAAACUGAUGACGGGAUUGGCAAUCCAAUAUCGGUCUAUAUACAAAAUCAACGAGCGAAUCGGUCUAAUUCAGUCCAUUCUGUUGCGCAAGGAAUACAUCCUUCUCCUCCAAGACUUUUGAAAAGAGCCAGCUCCAAAAGAGUCUUUUCAUCGGCUUCGGCGGCUGAUAUUUUUGACGAAAACGAUAUAUCAUUCGCCGAUGCACCUGCGCUCUCUGAUUCAGAUAAUGAUGACGUUAAUUCCAGCUCUUCCAGUGAGAUCGUGUGGUCCAAGAAAACUCAAAAAGAUGAUGAAUCAGAUUCUUCGGACGACAUCAUAUGGACACCUGAAGCUCGAAAAACCCAUGAAAAACCAUUAGAAAUUCCUUCUAUCGAACUCCAAGAUGAGAGUUCCGCACAAGAGAGCGGUAAAGAAACCUAUCAUGAUGUAAUGGAAGAUAGUACCGAUUUUGAUACAAUUUCUGCAACAUCUAGUCAAAACAAGCUAGGAAGGAAAAUGACUCUCAGACCCUCUCCUGAGGUAGUAUUUCAAAAUUUGGAAAAGUUUUUCCCUGGAACGGACUUGGAUAAACCUAUAGUUGAAGGCGUUACGCCGCCAUCUUCUCCAAAAUGUGCCGAGCGUGAUUCCCCUGAUGUUCGCUCCUCUGUUAAGGAUAGAAAUGAUUCAGAAGUAGUUUCACCUAUUACUUCUAGAACAGGUACCCCUCAGACGAUGAUCUCUAAGCCGUCAAAUAACUCUCAAGAAGUUUUGACGCCUGUUUCAAGGACCUUGAAGCCUCCCAAGAGAACUAAGACAAUUAGGAUUAUUGCAAGGGAAGCAAGUGAGGCAAGAAGAGAUUCUCAAAGUAGACGGCUCAAGCGUAAAAAUACUAAGAUGUGGGGAACUAGAGUAGUGGAAGUUACUGAUAAAAGAAUGGUUGCAAUAAAUAAGGCCAAGAAUUCGAACGGUGAAUAUAAGGAGUUUGCUUGGAUCAAGGGUGAUAUGAUCGGGAAGGGUUCUUUUGGAUCUGUGUUCUUGGGUCUUAAUGUUACAACGGGAGAAAUGAUGGCAGUUAAACAAGUCGAAGUCCCCAAAUACGGAUCACAGGAUGAGACGACUUUAAGUGUUUUGGAGGCCCUUAGAUCGGAAGUAUCAACUCUAAAGGAUUUAGACCAUCUCAAUAUCGUCCAAUAUUUGGGUUUUGAAAACAAAAAUAGCAUAUACAGCUUGUUCCUAGAAUACGUGGCUGGCGGUUCUGUUGGUUCUUUGAUUCGUUUGUAUGGCAGAUUUGAUGAAAACCUGAUUAGAUUUCUCACUGUCCAAGUUUUGCAAGGGUUAUCUUACCUUCAUUCAAGGGGAAUUCUUCAUCGUGACAUGAAAGCUGACAACCUUUUGUUAGAUCUUGAUGGCGUUUGUAAGAUAAGUGAUUUUGGCAUUUCGAAGAAAUCAAACAAUAUCUACUCUAAUUCUGACAUGACUAUGCGGGGAACGGUAUUUUGGAUGGCGCCUGAAAUGGUCGAUACGAAACAAGGGUAUAGCGCAAAAGUUGAUAUAUGGUCUCUUGGUUGUGUUGUUCUUGAAAUGUUUGCAGGAAAGCGGCCAUGGUCAAAUUUUGAAGUAGUUGCAGCAAUGUUCAAAAUUGGCAAAUCAAAGUCAGCCCCACCAAUUCCAGAAGAUACUUUACCGUUAAUAUCUCAGCAUGGUAGGGAGUUUUUGGAUGCAUGCUUUGAGAUAGAUCCUGAGAAACGGCCGACAGCAGAUACGCUUUUAUCACAUCCUUUUUGUGAGGUUGACGGUAUCUUUGAUUUCAGCAAAACAAAGCUGGCCAAAUUCAUUAAAUCGAAUGACAAGAUAAACUCGAGUAAGCUCAGAGUAAGUUCGCAAGAUUCUUCUAAUUGA